AUGUCAAAGGUGCCAGAGAAAAGGUUAAAUUCGUACCACCUGCCAAAUUAUUCCGAAAUUGGACAACUCGUUGAAGAGUAUUUCAAUAACAUACACCCUUUACGCUGCUUUGCAUUUAUCCACAGACCCUCUUUCCUGCAGAGAUUGGAUAAAGAAGCAUCCAGGAGGAGCCAAAAUUAUGCUCUGCUCUAUAUAAUAUGUGCACUGGGUGCCCAAUAUUACGCCUUGGCCUAUUCCGAGAAUGUAUUCCCCCUUUCGCCGAAAUUCGUGCUUCAUGUGGGCGGCCAGUGGGCAAAGCAAGCGCAAAGACUGAUUCUUGAAACUCUUGAGGUUGUCACAAUUGAUAAUUUGAUGGCAGCGGUCCUUCUCCACGACUAUGAUAUUCGAAUGGGAAACUUCUCAAAUGCUUUCAUGCUUAGCGGUCUUAUAACACGAAUGACACAGGCUCUACAAAUCAACCUCGAGUACAACACAGAUCUACUUUGUCAUAAUAAUGACUCUGGGCUUACCGCGACCGAGAAAGAAUCUCGUCGGCGCCUAAUGUGGAGCUGUUAUGUGAUGGAUUCCCUCGUCGGUAGCGGAGUGGAUCAGUUAACCUUGGUUGAUGAGAAGGACAUGAAAAUCCAAUUGCCAUGUAACGAAAGAAAUUUUGUCCAACAGAUCCCCUGCUUGACAGAAACACUGGAAGCUGGAAACUGGUUGAAGUUCAUUGGUGAAGAUGUGGAUACCAGGACACUGCUCCCAAAUAUGGGCAUGAUGGCGUAUUUCGUUCGCCAUAUUUCAGUUCGCAAGAAAGUCUUAAGGUAUAUCAAGCAUUUAGACGACGCAAUGGUACCUUGGGAUCCAGACUCCGAGUUUGCAUCACUGGAUGCGGAGUGUCGCGCGUGGUAUGAAUCCUUACCUCCGAGUCUCCAAUUCACGCCAAAUGCCAUCUAUAUUCGCAAGGACUCCUCACAGCUGGGUGCACUAUGUGUGUUGCACUGCGCACAUUAUCAGACAAUCUGUGAUUUGUAUCGACUAGGUGCACCUGCGCUCUACAAACUCCGAGCCGCCUUUGAUUUCCCAGUCGAUCAGCAGAAGUUCCUUAAGCACCUACAGCAGGUUCUAUUUGAUGCCGCGAGGUCAUUGGCAGCCAUAAUAGGAGAGACAGCCCGCCAUGGAUGCCGAAUGCUAGCCGAUUCGUGGCUUCCAACAAUCACCUAUGACAGCUGUCGUAUUAUGGUUUACCACCUGACACAAAUUCUCGAUCCGCGAGAUGCAAACACAAAACUCCUGAUGACAGAGACACUACCCCUCAUACGCAGCAAUGUCCAGUCUUUACGAGCAAUGGGAUCUAUCAACGCAAUUGCGAUAUCACUAAGUUCUGCCGCCGAAACAAUGCUUGAGAGGUCCGGAAUUGGCUCGGAAGUCAUAUCCCAGAAUAUCAUCCCCGAUGAUCCAUAUCAGUCUUUCGGAGACUCCGAGCAGACAAGUGAAAGUUUACCCGGUACGCCAGUACAAAGUGCCCCGGAUUACGUUCUUAAUCCGUUGUCAAUAUUCCGAAUGGCACGCAAGUCAAUACCAGAAAGACAUGCACCGGAAAAGGCUACAACAUCGUCUGCCCCAAAUAGUGCGCGUCCAGACUCUGUUGCAGAUUUGGAUCAACCUCUCGGGAAGAAUGUAGAACGUGGAACAACCUACUCGGAGGAGGACAGUGGGACCGACCAGGGUAAUCUCGAAGAACUUCAAACAUUGUUCAUGUCUGACCUGGGGUGGGCUUGGCAACCAGCGGAUACGGCUGUGGGCUCAGGAAUUGAUGCAGCUGGAUUACUACCAUGGGCAGGAGGGUUUCCCACUACGCAGGCGGAGCCAUGGCUACCAGUGUUCCCAUUCUCUCAGCAAGACUAA
This is a messenger RNA of Penicillium waksmanii, 1887 nucleotides long. RefSeq names its product fungal specific transcription factor domain-containing protein. Gene Ontology annotation, molecular function: zinc ion binding; DNA binding. Gene Ontology annotation, biological process: DNA-templated transcription. Gene Ontology annotation, cellular component: nucleus. The record is from RefSeq and is a predicted model, not a curated record. The transcript has 7 exons. Lineage: Eukaryota; Fungi; Ascomycota; Eurotiomycetes; Eurotiales; Aspergillaceae. The coding region runs from base 1 to 1887 and encodes 628 amino acids.